This is a messenger RNA of Oncorhynchus masou masou (cherry salmon), 3945 nucleotides long. RefSeq names its product TRAF3 interacting protein 2-like (gene traf3ip2l). The transcript has 10 exons. Gene Ontology annotation, biological process: positive regulation of canonical NF-kappaB signal transduction; humoral immune response. NCBI's taxonomy places the organism in Eukaryota, Metazoa, Chordata, Actinopteri, Salmoniformes, Salmonidae. The record is from RefSeq and is a predicted model, not a curated record. Bases 153 to 1457 code for a protein of 434 amino acids.
UUGAGCGAGUGUCGAGACAUACAUGCCAUACCGACUCUUCGAUUUUCCACUUUUUGAACAAACCGUCAGAUCUGGACUAAAAUCCUUCUUUUGAACAUGAGGCUGUGUGUUGCUGGGACUUGACAGGAGCUGAUCCUCCAGUGGCAGACAGAAUGAUGCUGCCCACUCCCUGUUACUCAACCACAGCUACUAACAGUAGGCGUGUCCCCCAGCUGAUCUGCUGCCAUAGAGAGUUCCAGAACACUCCAGAGGAGGACGACGAAACCUCUACCCCCUGCCCUGAUCUCCCCCCUGACCUCCACUCUGACCUCUGCCCCAACCUCCACCCCGACCUCCAACGUGACGAACCCAGCUCCAUGGCUGGCUCUGCCCUCAGCAGUCGGAGGGCGGGGCCCAGCUACACGCCGUAUCAGCCUCCUGUAGGCCUCCCAGUCGGGUACAGCCAGCCUACCCCGUUCCCCAGCCAGGCUGAUGGCUCCUGGCUUCACCCCAGCUACACCAGUGCCUGGUCUGGUCCUGGACCUGCUUACCCCAGCAGCCUGCCCUCCUGCCUCACCCCUCCGAACUACCCCAGCUACCCAGGGGAGAGCUGCUACUCCCGGGGAAGGUCCCUGUCCCUCACCCCGCUGCCGGGCCGUGACAGCCCUAGUAUGACCAGCCUGGAGCAGCCCCACUCCCUUCACUCCAUCCCCCUCUCAGCAGGCUUCUACCACCACUCUCUGACUCCACACACCUGCUGUGCCCAGUGCCCUGUGGAGGCCUUCAACAUGGGCCCCUACCACAGCCCCCGUCCCAUCGCCGGUUACCGCCUACCCUCCAGGCCCAUGUAUAACUACAGACUGCCAGGUGCAGGCGACGUGCAAAGUGGCCACAUGAGUCCCCAUCCUAACCCCUGCAGUGCCUCGCUCUCUGUGGAACAACCCGGCAGUGCCCCGCUCUCUGUGGAACAAAGAAGGGUGUUUGUGACGUACGAAGCCGACAGCGAUAAACACGUCAAACAGAUCAUCAACUUUGUGGCGUUGCUGAGACACAAUGGCUUCGAUACACACAUCGAUAUGUUUGAGCAGCAGUUCCGGAGCAUCAGUAAGAUCGACUUCAUGGAGCGGUACCUCAGCGAGAAGGAAUACCUCAUUAUCAUCAUCAUCAGUCCAAAGUACCAUGAGACUGUGACCUCAUCACCGGUCAGCUUAGAGAACGACGAGAGGAUCCUCAACACAGUCUACAUACACAAACAGCUGCAGAAUGAGUUCAUUCAGAACGGCAGUAAGAACUUCCGGUUCAUCCCUAUCCUGUUCCCUGGGGCUAGAAAGUGUCACGUCCCUACGUGGCUCCAGAACACUCAUGUCUACAGCUGGCCUAGGGACAGAGAUGACGUCCUACGUCGCCUGAUGAGAAUAGAGAAAUACAACCCUCCUCCUAUUGGGAAGCUACCAACCAUCGUCUCUAUCCCCAUCUAAUAGCACAGCGCCCCCGCUGGACUGGAGGACCGACAGCCGAUUUAAACCAUAAGGCUUCAGCCACACAAAGACUCAUAAAUAUGGAUUAAAUCAUAGUGUCUGUUUUUGUCUGUCGUAAAUUAAACUCAAGUCAACUAUUUUCGGACAAGUUGCAUCCAUAAAAAGACGAUGUUCUUUGAGACCAUCUCUGUGGUCCUUCAGUCAAUCUGUAAUUUUCAGACACAAAAUCUCUGUUUGGCAGUGACCUAACAGUCAGAAUGGACCUCUGCUCUGAAGACAUCCUCACCCUCCAGAUUAGAACCUGUUGCUGAUCUGGGACCAGUGAAAUACUUUACCUGGAUCUUUAUAGGAUUCAACCGGAGACAGAUCUUCUAUGAUUUGUUGUAAACAACUGUUUUAUCUGCUAUGAUUUGUUGUAAACAACUGUUUUAUCUGCUAUGAUUUGUUGUAAACAACUGUUUUAUCUGCUAUGAUUUGUUGUAAACAACUGUUUUAUCUGCUAUGAUUUGUUGUAAACAACUGUUUUAUCUGCUAUGAUUUGUUGUAAACAACUGUUUUAUCUGCUAUGAUCUGUAAACAACUGUUUUAUCUGCUAUGAUCUGUUAACAACUGUUUUAUCUGCUCUGAUCUGUUAACAACUGUUUUAUCUGCUCUGAUCUGUUAACAACUGUUUUAUCUGCUCUGAUCUGUUAACAACUGUUUUAUCUGCUCUGAUCUGUUAACUGUUUUAUCUGCUCUGAUCUGUUAACAACUGUUUUAUCUGCUCUGAUCUGUUAACAACUGUUUUAUCUGCUAUGAUCUGUUAACAACUGUUUUAUCUGCUCUGAUCUGUUCACAACUGUUUUAUCUGAUCUGAUCUGUUCACAACUAUUUUAUCUGCUCUGAUCUGUUCACAACUGUUUUAUCUGCUAUGAUCUGUUCACAACUGUUUUAUCUGCUAUGAUCUGUUCACAACUGUUUUAUCUGCUCUGAUCUGUUAACAACUGUUUUAUCUGCUCUGAUCUGUUAACAACUGUUUUAUCUGCUCUGAUCUGUUAACAACUGUUUUAUCUGCUCUGAUCUGUUAACAACUGUUUUAUCUGCUGUGAUCUGUUCACAACUGUUUUAUCUGCUCUGAUCUGUUCACAACUGUUUUAUCUGCUGUGUUGAUCUACAGUCCUAGAAUACACAGAAGGACUGAACAUAUGAGGCACAGACCUCAAUCGUCUCUGCUUCAGUCAUGGCAGCUUGUGACUGUCUCUGCCUUUUCAGCUGGAUGUGUUUUAACUGUUCUGUGAACUGACUGUUGUCCUGGAACACUGUGUGAUAACUUAGUUGAAGUCGGAAGUUUCCAUACACCUUAGCCAAAUACAUUUAUACUCCGUUUUUCACAAUUCCUGACAUUAAAUCCUCAAAAAUAUUCCCUGUCCUUAGGUCAGUUAGGAUCACCACUUUAUUUUAAGAAUGUGAAAUGUCAGAAUAAUAGUAGAGAGAAUUAUUGAUUUCAGCUUUAAUUUAUUUGAUCACAUUCCCAGUGGGUCAGAAGUUUACAUACACUCAAUUAGUAUCUGUUAGCUAUGCCUUUAAAUUGUUUAACUUGGGUCAAAUGUUUUGGGUAGCCUUCCACAAGCUUCCCACAAUAAGUUGUGUGAAUUUUGGCCCAUUCCUCCUGACAGAGCUGGUGUAACUAAAUCAGGUUUGUAGGACUCCUUACUCGCACACUUUUUUUCAGUUCUGCCCACAGAUUUUCUAUAGGAUUGAGGUCAGGGCUUUGUGAAGGCCACUCCAAUACCUUGACUCUGUUGUCCUUAAUCCAUUUUGCCACAGCUUUGGAUGUAUGCUUGGGGUCAUUGUCCAUUUGGAAGACCCAUUUGCGACCAAGCUUUAAUUGAUGUCUUGAGAUGUUGCUUCAAUAUAUCCAUAUAAUUUUCCUGCCUCAUGAUGCCAUCUAUUUUGUGAAGUGCACCAGUCCCUCCUGCAGCAAAGCACCCCCACAACAUAAUGCUGCCGCCCCUGUGCUUCACGGAUGGGAUGGUGUUCUUCGGCUUGCAAGCCUCCCCCUUUUUCCUCCAAACAUAACAAUGGUCAUUAUGGCCUAACAGUUCUAUUUUUGUUUCAUCAGACCAGAGGACAUUUCUCCAAAAAGUAUAAUCUUUGUCCCUAUGUGCAGUUGCAAACCGUAGUCUGGCUUUUUUAUGGCGGUUUUGGAGCAGUGGCUUCUUCCUUGCUGAGCGGCCUUUAAGGUUAUUUCAAUAUAGAACUUGUUUUACUGUGGAUAUAGAUACUUUUGUACCUGUUUCCUCCAGCAUCUUCACAAGGUCCUUUGCUGUUGUUCUGGGAUUGAUUUGCACUUUUUGCACCAAAGUACGUUCAUCUCUAGGAGACAGAACAAUGACGGCUGCGUGGUCCCAUGGUGUUUAUACUUGCGUACUAUUGCUUGUACAGAUGAACGUGGUACCUUCAGGCGUUUGGAAAUUGCUCCCAAGGAUGAACCAGACUUGUGGAGGUC